Molecule: messenger RNA, 6594 nt
Organism: Bactrocera oleae (olive fruit fly)
Lineage: Eukaryota; Metazoa; Arthropoda; Insecta; Diptera; Tephritidae
Source: RefSeq, a predicted model, not a curated record
UGGCUCAGUUUCAGUGGAACUGCCGGCGGUAACGCGUAGAAAACGAGAUAAAUAAGAAAACUAUAAUAAAAUAAAAUUGAAUAAAAUAAAAUAAGAUAAUGCUUAAAUAGAAAAAAUAAGAAUAUAACAAAAACAAAAAACGCAUUAUAACAAUAAAACGAAAAUAUAAUUUUUUGUUUGUGUUUACGCUUAUUUGCGCAAGUGAUAAAAAACGCUGACGUACUGGUGGCAGCCAAGAAGUAGCAUCGCAGCAGCAACAACAACAACAGUAGCAGUGUGUAGAAAAGAAAAAUAUUUUUGAGAAUAUUUAUAAAUACAAAUACAAAUGUAUAUUAAAUAUAAGAUUGCUGCGCUUAUAAAUAUAAAAUAUUUGAAUACAAAAAUAAAUAUAAAUAUAAAUUAAAAGGCAAAUGAAGUGGUGAGCAGCAGCAAAACGCAAAAAAAAAGUGGGUGACUUUUGUUCAAAGCUUUUAUCGAGUGUAUUUCUUUGCAUAUAUCCUAUAGAUUUGUAUUUGUAUAUACGUUAAUAUAUACAUACAUAUAUAGAUAUAUAUAUUUAUAUUUUUUUGAGAAAAAAAAUUGCAAAAAAAAUUUGCAAAAAAAGUGUGUGGCAGCGUAAGGUGGGUGCGACUGUCAGCUAUGACACCUUUAAAGUAGCAGCACAACAAACACAAACAAAAACAAACAAAUUGCAAAGAAAAUUAAAUAUAAAAAAAAAAUAGAAAAACACAAAAAAAUCGAAACGCAAAAAGAACAAAAAACAGCAAACGAAAUAAUUUUUUGCAACAAGGAGUUUGACUGGGUUGACAACAUUUGUGCGGCUGUGUGUGUGUGUUAGUAAACACACAAACCCACUAAAGGGAGACAGCCGUCGGCUGGACAAAGUGUAGUGCAGUGCAAGAACUGGCGGCGCAGCGUGCGACGCGUCGCUGUGGCUUGCUGAUGUUAUGUGCUAAGCUCUGCUGCCCGCUGCUGAUGAUCUAAGAUUUAUUAAUUUAUCCUUCAAUAAUGGCAGAAAUAAUAGCAUCAACUGUAAAUAAGUAAAGUUCCCAGUGUAAGUGUGCCUCAGUGUUAAGUUUGAGCCGCAAUUUUGUCUCGCAAUAAUUCUUGACAAUUGAAAGGAAAUAAGCAGAAGAGGCACAAUGACAGCCACGUCACAUAAAUGGGACAAAUUAUCGCCGCGUGAGUUUCAACAGCUGCAGGAAUUGGCGUCAUGACAUUGACUACGAUGGCUUUCGCUGCUUCCUCGAUGCCUUUCUCGACUGCGAGACACCAGUCGACUUGGCCAAACAUCUAUUCGUUUCCUUCCUCAAACCGAAUGUCACACAGUCGCAGCUGCACGGCAAGGCGCUCAAUCAGAUGGCAGCCAUUAGCAGUACGACGGCGUGUGCGGCCGUCACAUCGCAUACGAAGGGCUCCAUACCGAAUAUCAGCAGUAUUGCUGAAAUUGCAGCGCCAGCGGCGAGCGAAGCGCGUCACACCUUCGUGGAGAAGAUUCAUGGCAUCACCGAUAAGCUGCACUCAUUGAGUGGCCAUUUGACACAUGAUCCCAGCAAGACGGGCAGUGUACAUCCGAUGGUAACUGUUACGCCCAGUCCACUUGCGAGUGGCCCCUCCAUAUUUCAGAGCAGCGCUGUGGCGCGCCGUUCCGUUGAUUCGAGCCCAUCGCAUUCGCAAGCGAAUCAUUCACAGAUGUCACGUAACUCAUCAAAGAAGAGCAACAAUUCGGUUAAUUGCAAAAUCGAUACUGAUAUCAAACUUUUGGCACGCAAACUUUCACACUUUGAUCCGUUGACGCUGAAGGUGCCGCUCAAGGAUGUCGUCUGUUAUUUGUCAUUGCUGGAAGCUGGACGACCGGAAGAUAAGCUUGAAUUUAUGUUUCGUCUAUAUGAUACCGAUGGCAAUGGUGUCCUGGAUACCGCCGAAAUGGAUGCGAUUGUUAAUCAAAUGAUGGCUGUUGCCGAAUAUCUUGGCUGGGAUGUUAGCGAAUUGCGGCCGAUUCUGCAAGAUAUGAUGGUGGAAAUUGACUAUGAUGCCGAUGGCACUGUUUCACUGGAAGAGUGGCAACGCGGCGGCUUGACAACCAUUCCGCUGCUCGUGCUCUUGGGCGUUGACAAUACGGCACUGAAGGAUGGCAUUCAUGUGUGGCGCUUAAAACAUUUCAGCAAGCCGGCAUAUUGUAAUCUCUGCCUGAAUAUGUUGGUCGGCCUUGGCAAAAGUUCUCUGUGCUGUAUGUGAUGUCAAUAUACGGUGCACAGACGUUGCGCACGUGCACCGCCCUCCUGCAUCACCACCUCGUGAAACAAAAAGCCAAGCGGCGGCGACAUGUUACACCACUGGGUCGAUGUGUGCUCGCCGCUGCUCAAGUGUCGCAAACGCAUUAAGGCAUAUCACGGCAUCACCGGUUUGACGUGUCGCUGGUGCCACAUGAUGCUUCACAAUCGCUGUGCCUCGUCGGUGAAAAAAGAAUGUACUUUAGGCGAAUAUGCGGAUUUAAUUAUACCGCCAACGGCCAUCUGUCCGGCGGUCUUGGAUCGCCAGCGCUCGGUUAAUCAAGCGAAUAAAGCCACGCAUUUUCAAAUUACGCCGCCAAAUGAGAGCAGCUGCCCAUUGUUGGUAUUUGUGAAUCCGAAAAGUGGCGGACGCCAAGGUGAUCGUAUAUUGCGAAAAUUUCAAUAUAUGCUCAAUCCGAGGCAGGUGUAUGAUCUCUCGAAAGGUGGACCGAAGGAAGGUUUAACGUUAUUCAAAGACAUGCCGAACUUCAAAGUGAUUUGCUGUGGUGGUGACGGUACUGUUGGUUGGGUACUCGAAGCGAUGGAUUCCAUUGAACUUGCCACGCAACCAGCCAUUGGCGUCAUACCAUUAGGCACUGGCAACGAUUUGGCGCGCUGUCUGCGUUGGGGUGGCGGCUAUGAGGGUGAAAAUAUACCCAAGCUAAUGGACAAAAUUAAACGCUCAUCCAUUGUAAUGCUGGAUCGUUGGAGUAUUGAGGUGACGAAUGCGGCGCCUGUGGCGGAAAUACUGCGACCAAAGGUCACGCUCCACUCGAAUAUGCAGAAAGUGAUUGAGCUAUCGCAGAGUGUUGUGGUCGAAAAGGCGCUUUUCGAGAAAUUCGAGGAGUUCCACCGCAGCACCAGCGUUUGCACGAACAUGUGCAGCAGCAGCAGCAAACAGGAGCACAUGACCACAACGGCAUCCACGUCAUCGAUGAGUUCGUCGAUUACCACAGCAACCGAAUAUGCAAACGAUGCGGUUGGCGGCGGCAUGCGGGGUACGAGUGUCGGCGGUGCGGGUGGUGGUAUUGCGGGUGGUGGUAUUGCGGGCAAUGGUGACGGUGGUGGUAGUGGAGGUGGAGGUGGCAACGUGGGCCGCGCAACUAAAAGCAUAUCAAUGUCGACAUUCGAAACGAAACGCACGCUCACAACACUCAGCAAUAGUAGCAGCAGUUGCAGCAGUACGAGCACAAUUAUUAGACAACAAAAGCAGCAACAGCAGCACGAGGAACAAGAGCGCCAAAGGGAACGACGUGAACGAACGCAAUCAGAAGACUUGCAAUCACCUGGCACACCGCAAACGCCGGAAAUGGCUAAAAGCGUCCACGGCGAUGCAAUUGAUGAUGGUAGCAACAACAACAAUGACAACGAUAAAACGAACAAUAGUGGUGUGAAUCGCACCGAACACCAUUCAAUACACGCGCCUGCGGUGGCAACAGACAUUCCAAAUAAUCCGGUAGGUGAGGAAAAGAGCGAAGUAGAAGCAACGGCUGCGACAGAACAAUUACAGGCACCUCCUAGCGCGAAAAGCAUAUCAGCACCAACAGAAAUGGAAAAUGUUGCACUCAGCACUGCAUCAAGGAAAGCGAACACCGUUACCACCACACUUGAUACCACUGCCCCCAUUGUACCCAUUAGCAACGAGGUUGAGCUCGCAGUUGCGGCAGAGGUAUCGACUGCCGUUGACAGGUCGACAGUGCCAAGCACGCCAUUGUCACCGACAUCGCCAUUACCGAUCUAUUCGGCAUCGCCCAAAUAUUCUCCUACGCAAUCUCCUCCCGUCGCCGUACCUGAGCCGGAAACAUUAGCAGCAGAUGCAGAACCUUCAACACCGUCCGCAUUGAAUUCGUCCGGCAGUGCAGCAGCUAAAAGUCAAGCUGUUAUAUGUCUCCCCAAACAGAUUAAGGUGCAGCCGGAAAAAGAUUGCACAGUGCCAUAUAAUAUCAUCAACAAUUACUUCUCAGUCGGUGUGGAUGCAGCAAUCUGUGUUAAAUUCCACUUGGAGCGCGAGAAGAAUCCACACAAAUUCAACAGUCGCAUGAAAAACAAGCUGUGGUACUUUGAAUAUGCUACUUCAGAAACAUUUGCGGCGUCAUGCAAGAAUCUGCACGAAAAUAUCGAAAUUGUGUGCGAUGGUGUUUCACUAAAUUUAGCCAAUGGCCCACAUCUACAAGGCAUCGCCCUGCUAAACAUUCCUUACACACAUGGCGGCUCGAAUUUGUGGGGUGAACAUCUGUCACAGAAACGUAUACGCAAAAGCGCUGGUCCAUUCCGUAAAGGGAAAAAACUUAAAUCUUCGGAUAAAGAACUUUCGGCGACAAGCUUUACAUCUGUGGACUUAUCAGUUGCAACGCAAGACUUUGGCGAUCGCCUGAUUGAAGUUAUUGGUUUGGAAAAUUGUCUACACAUGGGACAAGUGCGCACCGGCUUACGCGCCUCCGGUCGACGUUUAGCACAAUGUAGUGAGGUCAUUAUUAAGACGAAGAAAACAUUUCCAAUGCAAAUCGAUGGUGAGCCAUGGAUGCAGGUACCUUGCACGAUAAAAGUCACUCAUAAGAAUCAAGUUCCUAUGCUAAUGGCACCACGUUCCGAGAAGGGUAGAGGCUUCUUCAAUUUACUAUGCAGCUGAUUUCGGCGGAGCGUUUCCGCUAGUAGUUCCAUAGCACAGCCACUGAUGGAACGACACCAACAACAACACAAAGAAACCACCGUCCAACACAUAGAAUAGCUUUAAUUUUAACGCAUUACAACAAAAGUAUGCGGAAAAAGGAAAAGGAAAUGAAAUAAACGAACAAAAGAAAAAUAGUGAUGAACGUAUAUGUGAAACAGAGAAAUACAAAUGUUAAAAAUGUUAAAUACAACCUAUUACUAAUAUAUGUAUUUAGAAAUAGCAACAGUUGUAAAAGCGAAGAACUACAAAUUUUAAUGCAUUCAUAUUGUGAGCUUUAAUUUAUUUUAUUACAGCAUAUUUUAGUUUAACAACAAAUUGUAAUAUUUUAGGAAAAUAGUAAAUUUAUUAGAAAAAUAAUGUUUAUAAUAGUGAAAUACAUGAUAUACAACAAUCUUUGUAGAAAUAUAUGCUUGUAUAUAAAACGCCACUAAAUAAGUUUAAGGUUAAUAUAUAAAUAAUUAUAAUAAUAAAUAAAUACUAAAAUUAUAAAACAAUAAUAAAUAUCAAAAUAAUAAAAUAGUAAUAAUUUUUUGAUUGACGCUUUGAUUAUAUAGUUGCCCAAGUGCUUCAAAGGCUUAACCAAAAUAUAAGAGUCCUAGCCAUUCUAAAGCUUACAAUGCGCUAUUUAAUUUUCGUAAAAAAUUUUUUUUUUUUAAUUUUUAAUAUUAUGUAGCUAACUGUUAAAUAAACUGUCAGCGAAUUUAGUACUAAAUAUUAUAAUGGCCUUGUGUGCGUAAAAAUGUGUAUACAUUUAUAUAUAUAAAUAUUUAUUAAAAAUUACUGAACAAACUCGUCAAGUCUUAAAAUACUUGUAGCUUUGCCUUAGUUGUAAUGGUUAAAUCAGUGUAAAUAUCUGUAUAAUAAAAAAAGCAAAUAGUCAAUUUGAUUUCUAAACACAAUCUUCGUUUUUAUUAAAUACAUUAAUUAUUUUGAUUUGAUUGAAUAAUUUAAUUAUUUGUCGUAAGUCGUUAAAUUAAUUUAUAUACAAUGAGUAACAAAAUAAAUAGAGAAUAUAUUUUUUAUCUAUUUGUUAUAUUUAUAAUUUUUUUCUUUUACUUUAGUUCUGCCAACCUUACCAUUAUCAUUAAUUUAUAAUUAUUUUUAGUUAUUAAAACAUUUAUUAAAGCUCACCCUGUUGUCUUUGUUUACACGUUCAAAAGUAUUUAAAUUUGCGUAAUCAAAAACUAUUAGCUCAAAUCAUUGUUUUUUCUACAUAUGUUACAUAUUUUUACUAAAAGUAUAUGAAUUUUUUUAAAUAAAAAGUUCUCAUCACCGCUUUAAGGUGAAAUUUUCGUUUUAUGAACGCAGAGUUGUUUUAAUAUGCUUUGCUUUUUGUUUCUAACAUUUAGAAAUAUUUUGUUUAUUUAUCUGUGUAAAGCAUAGUAAAACUACUUAAAAAUCACCGAUAUCAAGUGUAAAUAAAUAUUAUUAUGAUAUCGGUAUAUAUAAAAGAAAUAACAAUAUCGUGACGGAAAAUAUAUCAGUAAAUGGUGCAGCUUUAAUGGAAUUUUCAAAGAAAUCAAAUUGCAUAUUUAAUAUACAAAUUAUUACAAUACAUACAUACAUACUUAAAUAGUUAUAAAAUACUACCAUAGCGCAUAUUCAUAUAUGCACAUAUGAAUAGUUAUAACAUAUAUGAAUUAAAAUAAA